AUGAGGCGAGGUGCACGUGCUCCCGUGCCGAGACGUGGUGCAGGACGGUCACGUAAGAGGACGUUGGAGUCCCUGACAGCAGAGUCGCCAGAGACGUCUACGGGGGUUGAGUCUGUCGGUCAGGAACAAACUCUUUACGGUGUUGCAGGCGCGUCGGGCUCCCAGACCCCGAUGACUCCUUUAGAGGUACCUACCUUGGUUGCACCCGUUAUACCCACCCCUACAGUAUUUACGGUACAACCAACGGAACCACCGACAUACCCGACACCUACUCCGGUCGAGCUCACUACGUACCCGGUACCACCACCACCAGUGCCUAUGGCGUACCAGGAACCACCACCAUCGGUGCCUACUGCACACCCGACACCUGCACCAGCAGCAGCAGUUGCUCUACAUCCGGUACCCCCACCUACCGUACCUCCAGUCGCGCCCACUUAUACUGACCCUGCAGUGCCACCAGUGGCACCUGCCCCGGCCUAUGCCACAGCACCGGGGAUACCUCCCCCGGCCUAUCCAGCGAUACCACCUGUAGUACCAGCUCUAGUGGUUUCGCCAGUUCUUGCAGUCGUCCCUACUCAUCACACUGAUAUAGUUGCGGCACGAGCUCGGAUCCCAGUUUUGGCAGAGUCGAUGAAAAGUCGAUUCGCCCUAUUCCAUGGAGAGACCGAUCUGAAUGUGGCCCAAUCCUGGAUGGAGACCAUGGAGCAGACCUUCUUCUAUAUGGCUUGCUUCAAGUGGUAG
This is a messenger RNA of Zingiber officinale, 741 nucleotides long. Its product is annotated as extensin-like. The transcript has a single exon. Lineage: Eukaryota; Viridiplantae; Streptophyta; Magnoliopsida; Zingiberales; Zingiberaceae. Bases 1 to 741 code for a protein of 246 amino acids. The record is from RefSeq and is a predicted model, not a curated record.